UGCUAGAAACGCAAUUCCGGCUGGCAUUAUCUGGUUGGUGCCAUUUAACUGGUCCAAUCUGGAAUUUGGUCUGUGCUUUACAACUUGGUUCAAGCCUGCACAGGCUCUCAUCGAAGACCAACAUAUAGCUAAUGCCGCAUUGCAUCAUGGCUUGUAGUGAAUUGGAAUGGUUUAUGUUUUGCAAUGUACUGUUGGUGUAUAUACUUAUUUAUGUGUUGAUGAUGUUUCUGAGGAUUUCUGAAUGGUUAGGACAACAACGUGCAUCACAAUAAUUGGAACCGUUGUUUGUUGAUGGCUUGCGUUGUUGUUGAUCCACAGUGCAUGAGAUCAUGAUUUGUAUUAUCUGAUGAGCAUUGUUUACAAUUGGAAUUCCUUCUCCACUAAACAUGUGAUUGAUUACAGGUGUUUAUGGUAUGGCAUUGACUUGACAGCAGGUUUAGUAUAGGUUUGGUGCAGAUUUCGUGAUGCAGGGUCUAGGAUCUUACCAUGAUGCAGCCAUGAUACAAGCAGGUCAUGACUAUGGUUUGUCUGUAGGUGGAUUGUUGUUUUAUUGUAGGUUGAUGGUUCAGCUCAUGUUGUAAUGAUGCUUGUGUAAUGUUUAUGUAUGGACUACCGCAGGCCUUAAUGAAUGCCAUACACUGUUGUUUUAGGUUUUUGUAUGACAAAUUGAUGCGCCCCAAUGGUUUGGACGUGUCAUUCGGAUUCUUAGCACCCGCGACCGUCAACUUAGGUUUAAUCUUAAGUAGACCGGAUACCGUGACGGAGUACGUUCUUCGGAUCCUCAUGGACAAUAAAGAUGCGGAGAAGUUGUUUUUUAUACCGUUUAAUACCGGUGGACAUUGGUUGUUGCUCGCAAUCAAUCCUAUCCGAGAAAUUGUGUAUUAUCUUGACUCGUUAGGAAAUGAUUGGACAACAUACCCGGAUAUGAAGGUCCUAAUUGACACCGUCCUACAAGCUUUUCGGGCCCAACGAGAUAUCCAAACCUCAAGGAGGGGCGCCAACUCCAUUACAUGGAUUAAAGUGGCGUGUCCUCAACAACGUAAUCAAAUAGAUUGCGGGUAUUUCAUGUUGAGGUUUAUGCGAGAUACUCUUGCUUUGGGCCGAUUAAAGAUUCCCACCGAUUACUUUGAUGAAUUCAAGUGUGCAUUUUAUACAAAGGAUCAAGUGGACGAAAUCAAAGAGGAGUGGUGUCAAUUCAUGAUAAAGCUCAAUGUUUGUUCAUAAAUUUGUGUAAUUAAUGUGUACAUUUGUAGUAUAUGUUAUGACUUGUAAAUGUGUACAUAAAUUUGUAUAUAUUUUGAUACAUUUAAGG
This is a messenger RNA of Lathyrus oleraceus (garden pea), 1312 nucleotides long. RefSeq lists its product as uncharacterized. Bases 595 to 1224 code for a protein of 209 amino acids. Gene Ontology annotation, biological process: proteolysis. The transcript has 9 exons. The record is from RefSeq and is a predicted model, not a curated record. NCBI's taxonomy places the organism in Eukaryota, Viridiplantae, Streptophyta, Magnoliopsida, Fabales, Fabaceae. Gene Ontology annotation, molecular function: cysteine-type peptidase activity.